CCACCACUUCCCCCUAAAAAAGGAAACCACGCGAUGGAUUUCGAAGCUGAAGAGGACCUCAACGGUCUCCGUCUACCAUGGAACGUGUUCCCAAACACGCGUGCCGAGGCCAAUAGGCUUGUUGUGCCGCUCGGUGCCCUCUACACUCCGUUGAAGGAGAUCCAGGGCCUGAACAUCGCCAACUACGAUCCGAUUGCGUGUUCGCAACCGAACUGUCGCACGAUCCUAAACCCGUACUCUGGUCUUGAUCUGCGCUCGAGAAUGUGGAUGUGUCCAUGCUGUGGGAACAGAAACCAGCUGCCAAACCACUACUCGACAAUCACGCCUGAUAACCUUCCGUUGGAGUUGCAACAGGAGAAUGCCACGAUGGAGUACAUCUUGAGCAGACCUGUUCAGCAGCCUCCGAUCUUCCUGUUUGUUGUCGAUCUGUGCCAGGACGAGGACAACCUGGAGGCGUUGAAGGAGACCUUGGUGAUUGCGCUGAGUUUGCUCCCUCCUAAUGCGCUUGUUGGUUUGAUCACCUUUGGUGCAAUGGUGCAAUUGCACGAUCUGAGCAGUCCGUUCCCAAAGUCGUUUGUCUUUAGAGGUAACAAGGACUACACGUUGGAGAGCUUGAAGAAACUGCUCGGUGAGCACUUCAUCAAGGCCUUUUCACCUUUGUCAAACGUUGAAUUCCAACUCACUUCAAUCAUUGAGAACUUGAAAAAGGACCCAUGGCCAAUUGCAUCUGCAAAGAGAGCGCUCAGAGCUACAGGUGCAGCAUUGUCCAUCGCAGUGAACUUGUGUGAGGGUAGUUACACUGGAUUCGGUGCAAGAAUCCAACUCUUUGCCUCUGGUCCUUGUACCUUGUCCCCUGGUUUGAUCGUUUCAAACGAAUUGAAAGAGCCAAUUAGAUCUCAUUCUGAUAUUGACAAGGACUCUGCAAAGCACUAUAAGAAGGCGAUCAAGUUCUACGAUGAUUUGGCAGUUAGAGCUGCCACUAAUGGCCAUGCAGUUGAUAUCUUUGCCGGUUGUUAUGACCAAGUUGGUAUCUCUGAAAUGCAAUCCUUGUCAAACAAGACUGGUGGUGUGUUACUCUUGACAGAUGCAUUCACAACCUCCAUCUUCAAGCAAUCUUACCUCAGAUUGUUCUCCAAGGAUGAAGAAGGUUUCUUGUUGAUGGGCUUCAAUGCUACGUUGGACGUUAAGACUUCGAAGGAAUUGAAGGUUGCUGGGCUGAUUGGACAUGCCAGUGCUAUCACCAAGACUGGUUCAAACAUUGCGGAUACUGAGAUUGGUAUUGGUGGCACCUCAUCUUGGAAGAUGCCAGCAACUUCUCCAUAUCAUACCUAUUCGGUGUUCUUCGAAUUGGCCAAUCAAGUGAGUGCUCCACACGCUUACGUCCAAUUUAUCACCCACUACCAGCACGCCUCCGGUACCUAUAGAGUUAGAGUCACCACGUUUGCUAAGCCAUUGGUUGGUACUGGUGAUGUCAACAUUGGUGGAGGGUUCGACCAAGAAGCUGCUGCUGUUGUCAUGUCCCGUAUUGCCACGUUUAAGGCAGAAGACGACGAUUCCGCAGACGUCAUCAGAUGGGUUGAUAGAAUGCUCAUCAAACUGUGUGCCAAGUUUGCUGAUUACAUGCGUGAUGAUCCAAACUCUUUCAGAUUAUCACCAAACUUCACACUGUACCCACAGUUUAUGUUUUAUUUGAGAAGAUCUCAGUUCUUGCAGGUUUUCAACAACUCUCCAGAUGAGACUGCAUUCUACAGACACGUGUUGACGAGAGAGGACACCACCAACUCCUUGAUUAUGAUCCAACCAACAUUGACAUCGUUCUCAAUGGAUGGUGAGCCAACUCCAGUUCUCUUGGACUCCAUCUCCAUUCAGCCGGAUAAGAUCUUGCUUUUGGACACGUUCUUCCAUAUCUUAAUCUACCACGGUGAGACUGUUGCGUCUUGGAGAAACCAAGGUUACCAAGAUGAUCCAGAGUACGCAUCUUUCAAAGAGUUCUUGGAGGAACCUAAGCGUGAAGCUGCGGAAUUGUUGGUUGAUAGAUUCCCAUUGCCUAGAUUCAUCGACACUGAAGAAGGUGGUUCUCAGGCAAGAUUCUUGUACUCUAAGUUGAACCCUUCAACCUCGUACAACAAUGAAGCAAUGGGUCUCAGCACCGGAGGUGGUGUUGUCCUCACGGAUGACGUUUCACUUCAAAUGUUUAUGGAACAUUUGCAAAAAUUGGCCGUUAGUGGUAACACCUAGAUAAUCAGAGGAAGAAGAGGAUCACAAGAGAAGGCACUUUUGGCCUUGUCCAUUAUUACAUUUGUAACUACUUUUAUCAUGAUGCA
Messenger RNA from Williopsis jadinii, 2324 nucleotides. It is a transcript of the gene SEC23, whose product is annotated as GTPase-activating protein SEC23. The transcript has a single exon. The record is from RefSeq and is a predicted model, not a curated record. Gene Ontology annotation, molecular function: zinc ion binding; GTPase activator activity. NCBI's taxonomy places the organism in Eukaryota, Fungi, Ascomycota, Saccharomycetes, Phaffomycetales, Wickerhamomycetaceae. The coding region runs from base 34 to 2238 and encodes 734 amino acids. Gene Ontology annotation, cellular component: COPII vesicle coat; endoplasmic reticulum exit site. Gene Ontology annotation, biological process: COPII-coated vesicle cargo loading; COPII-coated vesicle budding; intracellular protein transport.